Drosophila gunungcola (fruit fly) is the source of this 1520-nucleotide messenger RNA. RefSeq names its product diacylglycerol O-acyltransferase 2 (gene Dgat2). NCBI's taxonomy places the organism in Eukaryota, Metazoa, Arthropoda, Insecta, Diptera, Drosophilidae. Gene Ontology annotation, biological process: triglyceride biosynthetic process. Bases 438 to 1496 code for a protein of 352 amino acids. Gene Ontology annotation, cellular component: endoplasmic reticulum membrane. Gene Ontology annotation, molecular function: diacylglycerol O-acyltransferase activity. The transcript has 7 exons. The record is from RefSeq and is a predicted model, not a curated record.
CUUUGACAGUACAUGCCUAGAAUAGGAAAUUAUUUCACCUUGCUACUGUUAGUUUAGUAUAAUUCUUAAUCUUCUUAACACUUCUUAGGAUCUAGUAUACAAAUAGCUUUUCUUAUCACAUUGCUUAGUCAGAUGAAAUACUACCCCGAACAUAGAGCGUUAAUUCGAUCAUAAUGCUCUUAAAGUCUAAAGUGGGUUAUAUUUCAGCAACCGACCCACACCUUUGUACCGAUAACUGUGAUUACCAGUCUACGAUUGUAAGUCAACGUUUAUCAUCUUUAUCACUCCAAUCGUGAAUUCCGAUCGGCUCCAGGCAAGACCCACUGUUCGAUACAGGGCAAAUUGACCGUCGCUGGUUUUCAUAUCAUUCAGUCGUGGGAGAACCUCCGAAACAACAGCUGCUGGAAUAAUUGGACAUUAGUGGAAUCGGAGCAAACAUGAAGAUCGAAUGGGCACCCCUUCGAGUUCCUCUGGAGCGCCGAAUGCAGAUUCUAGUUACUGCCUUGUUCACCUCCAUGCUCCUGAUAUUAUUAUCCGUUUCGUUUUUGUUAGUAGCUGGUUCGCUGAUCUAUGGAGGUCUUCUUCUGCGUAGCUUAAUGCUCAUUUACUUGGCUUAUGUCUAUGUGCAUCACAAGAAAACCCAAUCUGUGGUGGAUGGCAAUGGCUGGAUGAUAACACGCACCAACCGUUUACAUCGCCACUAUCGCGACUACUUUCCCGUGGAGUUGGUGAAAACUGCCGAACUGCCAGCGAACAAGAACUACAUCUUGGCCAGCUUUCCCCACGGAAUUCUGGGAACGGGCAUAGGAAUCAACAUGGGCGUGGAAAUCUCCAAGUGGCUGGAGCUGUUCCCCCAUGUUAGACCCAAGGUGGGCACUCUCGACCAGCACUUCCAUGUGCCCUUUAUGCGAGAGGUCCUGCGUUGCUGGGGCUUGGUGUCCGUAUCCAAGGAGGCCUUGAUCCGCAUGCUCAGCAAGUCGAACGAUCCCAAGCACAAGGACAAUGGCGAUGGAUUUACAUCAAAUGCGGUGGCCAUACUGGUGGGUGGUGCGCAGGAGGCAAUGGAUUCCCACCCUGGAGAGUACAUUUUGACACUGAAGAAUAGGAAGGGUUUCGUAAGACUUGCCAUUCAAACGGGUUCAUCGAUUGUACCCUCGUUUUCCUUCGGCGAGGUGGACAUUUUCGAUCAGGUGGCUAAUCCUCCGGACUCCUUACUCCGUCGCAUACAGAAUGUGGUGAAGAAACUUACCGGCGUUUCUCCGUUGAUUCCAGUGGGUCGUGGUUUCUUCAACUACACCUUUGGCUUUCUGCCAUUCCGACGACGCAUUGUCCAAGUUGUUGGCUCUCCCAUUGAUAUUGUGCAGAGCGAUCAGCCCGAUCCAGAGUAUGUGGACAAAGUUCAUGGACAGGUUAUUGAGGCCCUGGAGAAAUUGUUCGAUCAGUGCAAGGACAAAUAUUUACAGAACCCAAAGAGUGCCAAACUGGUGUUUCAGUAAUUAAAAAACUAGUUAGCCAAUAUA